Pezoporus flaviventris is the source of this 2458-nucleotide messenger RNA. It is a transcript of the gene ACADS, whose product is annotated as acyl-CoA dehydrogenase short chain. The coding region runs from base 35 to 1270 and encodes 411 amino acids. The transcript is spliced from 10 exons. The record is from RefSeq and is a predicted model, not a curated record. Gene Ontology annotation, biological process: fatty acid beta-oxidation using acyl-CoA dehydrogenase; butyrate catabolic process. Gene Ontology annotation, cellular component: mitochondrion. Lineage: Eukaryota; Metazoa; Chordata; Aves; Psittaciformes; Psittacidae. Gene Ontology annotation, molecular function: flavin adenine dinucleotide binding.
CUGCUCGCGCUGCCUCAGGCGAGGGGAGGCGGGCAUGGCGGCGGCGGUGCUGGCCCGCGGCUGCGGCGCGCCCCGGGCGCUGGCCUUCGGGUGCCUCCGCCGGCUGCACACGGUGUACCAGACAGUGGAGCUGCCGGAGACCCACGAGAUGAUGCGUCAGACAUGCCGGGACUUCGCAGAGAAGGAGCUGAUGCCGUUUGCAGCACAGCUGGACAAGGAGCACCGCUUCCCGGCCGAGCAGGUGAAGAAGAUGGGUGGCUUAGGGCUGCUGGCUAUGGACGUGCCAGAGGAGUACAAAGGAGCUGGCCUUGACUACCUGGCCUAUUCCAUUGCUGUGGAGGAGAUCAGUAGGGGCUGUGCCUCCACUGGUGUCAUUGUCAGCGUCAAUAAUUCCCUAUAUUUAGGGCCGAUACUCAAGUUUGGCACUGAAGAACAGAAGCACAAGUGGAUCGCUCCCUUCACUGGAGGAGAGAAAAUUGGAUGUUUUGCCCUUAGUGAACCAGGGAAUGGCAGUGACGCGGGUGCGGCAUCCACGGUGGCACGUCUGGAUGGGGACGAGUGGGUUCUGAAUGGCACCAAGGCCUGGAUCACCAACGCCUGGGACGCCUCGGCCACUGUGGUGUUUGCUACUACAGACAAAUCCCUGAAGCACAAGGGCAUUAGCGCGUUCCUGGUUCCCAUGCCAACUGCUGGGCUGUCACUGGGGAAGAAAGAAGACAAGCUGGGAAUCCGCGCCUCUUCCACUGCGAACCUGAUCUUUGAAGACUGUCGGAUACCCAAGGCCAACCUACUAGGACAGCUGGGAAUGGGCUUCAAAAUUGCCAUGCAAACUCUGGAUGCAGGAAGGAUUGGGAUCGCCUCACAGGCUCUUGGCAUAGCACAGGCAGCUCUGGACUGUGCUGUGGAUUAUGCUGAAAAGAGAAUGGCUUUUGGGUCACCCAUCACAAAGCUGCAGGCAGUGCAGUUCAAGCUCGCAGAUAUGGCUGUGGCGUUGGAGGGUGCGCGCUUGCUGACCUGGAGAGCUGCGAUGCUGAAGGACAAUGGGAAGCCCUUCACAAAGGAAGCGGCAAUGGCCAAACUGGCUGCAUCAGAAGCUGCAACGGCCAUCGCUCAUCAGGCCAUCCAGAUCUUGGGUGGGAUGGGCUACGUGACAGAGAUGCCAGCAGAACGCCAUUACCGCGACGCUCGUAUCACAGAGAUCUACGAGGGGACCAGUGAGAUCCAAAGGCUGGUGAUAGCAGGUCAAUUGCUGAAGGCCUAUCGUGGCUGAAGAGGCCAACUUGAACAAGACACUGCCCCAGAGUGCCUCAUAAUAGUGCACAACAGGGAUUGAGUCUUGGCCCUCUUGACUGAGGCUCAGGAUGAAAGUUUUCCUCACCAAUGAGUAACUGACCCUCUUGUUAAAAUGUGCUGAUUCUUUGGACAACGUGUGGUGCAUGGAAGGCCAUAUCUAGGCUUGUAAGUGACAGCUGUGAGUGCAGGAGGGAGGAGGCUGCCUGGCCCUGUAGGGGAGCAUAGGUCUUUUCCUGAACUGGAGUGUUGUUUUGGCUUGGUAGCAGCAAAACGGCCUGAUUGUUCAGUAGAGUCAGCAGCUGUCCUUAUGUGCUGCUCAGCCGUGGCCUGGGAAGCAAGUUGGCAGAAAUUGGUCAUUAUGUGGUACUGGAUAACCAGUGCCAAAGUUAGAGACACUGAGAGACCUGACCCCUGUGCCUAUUCCCUGCCGUAGGCCACACUGAUCAGGCUUCAAUGAGUAUCAUGUGUGAGAGGGGCUGGUGCUGAGGUGAUGGUUGUGGCAGUGCUUUUCCCCACUUGCAGCAUGAGAGGAGCCAGACGGGAGGACACAGGUCCUACCUCUCUGCGGGCUGUGGGUGCUGCCUGUGUAUGAAAAAGCAGAUCAGUAAACCCCCUCCAUCCCGGCCAGCAGAGCCCUGCAGCCUGUUCUCUCAGCCACUUAUGGAUGGAGGGGUAAAAGCUAAGGACAGAAAAGCUGCAAUGCCCAGGACGGAUAAAAAAAACAUCAAACGGUAAAACCCCUCUGUUCCCAAAGCUGCUUUUACUGUAACAAUUACUCCCAACAGGAAAGAGAGAGUGUGAAGUACAGUAACAGCCUUUAAUCUCUGCAUGUGUUGGGCAACGAGGAGGAAAUGAAGAGAUGACACACAAAACCUCACCAGGAAGCUUUAGCAGUAGCACAUAUCCUCAAUCGGCUACCUUUGGCAAGAUAUUAACUUUUAGAAGAUUCAGCAGCCAAAAGCUCAGCUCUAAACUCAGGAAAAGAUGGAAAGGACUAAGACAACAGCCUGUGCAGCCUGCCUCCUUGUCCAAACAACGAGCACAGGAGAGGUAAAUGGUUAUUUUCCUAUGGUGCCUUUAUUUAGAUUUGUGUGGACAGAAAACCAGCAGGAUUCUAUUGCACAUAAGAGAACAGAGAAGACAAAUAAAACCCGGUUUUAAAGGA